AUGGGACUACGACCUCUUUUCCCUCGAGAUAACGAAGAUGCCGCUCCCCGCAUCUUGCAAUGGCCCAUUUUGCGUAUUCCAUGGCAAGGUCGCCUUGGUGUUACCAUCUUCGCCUUUUUGACAGGCUAUGUGUGUGCCCUCAAGCCUAUCAAGCAGUCCCGUAACGGUGAUCACUUGGGCUCCUUUACCUCGGUGGCCAAGAGCGCAUUCCGCCGCCCACCUCGUUUGAUUUUCCCCGCUACCAUCGCCCUGAUCAUCUCAUGGGUGAUGGCUCAAUUUGGUGCUUUCAUUGUUGCCAACCGUUCGGACUGCUGGUGGUGCCGCUAUGCGGCCCCCGAUCUGGCCCCGACGUUCUGGCAGGAGGUCAUGCGAUUGUUUGAGAACUUCCUCGGUGUCUGGACUACCGGCUAUAUGGCAUACGAUGAUCACCAAUGGGCAUUGUUGCCACUGUUGGAAGCAUCUAUGCUCGUGUAUAUUCUUCUCUGCGCCACUAUGUUCGUCAAAUUCCGCUGGCGCCUGGCGAUUUAUUUGGGCAUGUUCCUCUAUUUCCACCAAGAUGCAGCCAAAAACACCGAAACCUUCCAAAUGCAAGCGAUCUACGGUAUGUUCCUUAGCGACCUUUCGUACGAAAAAGCAUUCAAAGAGUUCGUUGAGCGCCACAAAUGGGGUCGCAGAAUUGUGUCGGCGACUUGCGCCAUCUCUGGUCUUCUAAUUUGCUCAUACCCUGGCGAGCACCCCGAAUGGGCGACAUGGUCCAAGUAUAUGUUUGAGCUGGCUCACUAUAUCUUCCCUCCUGAUGUGAAUAUCGGCAAGCGCUAUUCGGCCAUCGGUGUCGAUCUGAUCAUUUUCGCCAUCUUCAUCUCGCCUUCUACCAAGGAUUUCCUGGCAAGCCGUCUCCUUCUCUGGCUCGGCAAGCAGAGUUUCGCCGUCUAUCUGGUGCACGGAACCCUCCUUCGCACCGUGCUGUGCUGGAUGCUAUACGGCAUCACCGGUCAACCAUGGGACGGCGACAUUGUCGAUGGCAACGGCCAGCCAAUUCUUGAUGAGAAUGGCGAGCCGCUUCACCCCCACUGGAUUCCCAUCCGCGCUCCAUGGGUUGUUGCUAUCUCCAUCCCAGCGUGGAUCGCGCUCGUCUACCUCUGCGCAUCACUUUGGACCUCCUACGUGGACCCCUUCUGCGCCAAGAUGACCCAGAAAUUGGAGAAGAUGAUGUUCGAGGAAGAUGAGAAGUCCCCGGCGACACUUCCUCUUACUAGCAUGCCAAUGACGAACAUGCCGAUGACUUCCGCGUAA
Molecule: messenger RNA, 1293 nt
Organism: Penicillium cataractarum
Lineage: Eukaryota; Fungi; Ascomycota; Eurotiomycetes; Eurotiales; Aspergillaceae
Exons: 2
Coding region: 1-1293 (430 amino acids)
Biological process (GO): polysaccharide biosynthetic process
Cellular component (GO): membrane
Molecular function (GO): acyltransferase activity, transferring groups other than amino-acyl groups
Source: RefSeq, a predicted model, not a curated record